Pungitius pungitius (ninespine stickleback) is the source of this 3967-nucleotide messenger RNA. Its product is annotated as regulator of G-protein signaling 8. The coding region runs from base 361 to 1374 and encodes 337 amino acids. The transcript is spliced from 6 exons. NCBI's taxonomy places the organism in Eukaryota, Metazoa, Chordata, Actinopteri, Perciformes, Gasterosteidae. The record is from RefSeq and is a predicted model, not a curated record.
CUCUCAUGCGUCACGGCUCGUUCCCUGUGCUGUCCCUUCCUCGCCAGAGGUUCGCUAAGCCCACCACUCGACAAACAGCAGCGGGAGCGUCGAGCGACUCCUCUCCCGAGACCUGGGACCCGAGACCUGAGACCCGAGACCUGACACCUGGGACCCGAGACCUGGUGUGGGCGGAUCCGGAUCCUUCCGGUCGCGUUGCUCGUGGUUUCUGGAGGAAUCGAACUGCCAUCUGCAAUGGAGUGGGCUUACUAACCGCUGGACCAACAGCAGGCUUUAGCUCCCUUCCCAACUCUUUCUUCUCAUCUCUGGCCUGUACUUGCCUUUUUCCUUUCCUUCUCCAUCACCUCUUUCAGAGCUACCAUGCGCAGAUUCAGCUCAGAGGGAUCCCUCCUGGAUCUGGAUUUCCUCCCAUGGAAGAGGGUGGUACUGAAGAGUUCCGAUUCCGGGAAGAACCGGGAGUCCGGCACGUACACACCUCACGCAGGGGAAGACGAGCUGGGUGGCAGCUCCACCCACCCUGUCCCCGCCAUUCGGGAGCCUAGAGCCAGUCCUGGCGGGGCGGGGAUGAAGGUGCUGAACAAGGAGCACAGUGUCAGUGCGGAGAACCUCAGCGAGCUGGAGAAACUGGGCAAGAACCACCUGGGAGUGUGUAUGAUCAGUGAAGGCUGCAGGGCCUACAGUGACGGCCAGCUGGCCCCGGCUGCCCAGGGCAGCACGGAGAGCAUGGAGAGGGACGAUGUGCAUCGCUCGUCUCCUUCUUAUUCCUCCAACCCCUUCAGAUUCCAGCACAGGCAACAGCAUAAACCCAAAAUGUCCACUGCUAAACUGCACCUCAAGAGUCUGUUCGGGCAGAGUCCUCAUUCCUCCAACUCCAACCUGUCCAACACAGAACAGACAGACAGUGCCACGGAGAGGAGGUCUCGGCUGCUCUUCAUGCGUCAGUGGAGUCAGGUGGGCCACAGUAAGAAGAGGAAGCUCAGUCAAGAAGAACUGCAGACAUGGGCAGAGUCCCUGAAUGCCUUGCUGCUCAGCCAGACUGGUGUGUCAGUGUUUGCAGCAUUCCUGCGUUCUGAGUUCAGCGAGGAGAACUUGCAGUUCUAUCGGGCCUGUGAGCAGUACCGAAACUCGUCGAACAACUUCAGCCUGCAGAGGAGAGCCAAAGACAUCUGUGCCACCUACAUCCAGCCAGGCGCCCCCCGGGAGGUGAACCUGGACAGUAAAACCAGGGAUCUGACCAUCCAGCUGCUGCAGGCUCCCUCUCACGCCUCUUUGACCCAUGCACAGAAACGCAUCUACUCGCUGCUCGACACAGACUGUUAUCCCCGCUUCCUCCAGUCCGACGUCUACUUGUCCUUACUGCGAGACGCCGACUAGACCCCACGUGGACUCAGCAGGAAGGCCACAAGCUUCCAGAAAUGCCUUAACACUGUAGACUUAAAUGUAUCUUCAAACCGGAGAGCUGCUGUGUAGUCUGUGAUGUUAGUGCCAUCAGACAAUGUACGAGUCAGUUAAAUGGGUAAAUUCCUUCUUUUGGAGAGUGAGAUGUUCAAAUGACUUCUAGUAUUUCACGCCUCUGUUUCCUCCUUGCACCCCUGUCUUAUUGCCAUGGUAGGCUGAGCUAACCAAACACUGACACCACUUGUGCACUUAUACAAACAUUGGAUUAAUAAAUAAAUAGAUAAUAAAUAGGAAACGCCCAUUUACCAAAUUGUUGAUUUAUUCCUAUGUUUGGCUUCUUUUUGGCACUGAGAAUGUGGAAAACAUGAGUGAACUUAUUUUUGUUUCCUCGGCUUGCUUGAGCUGUGAAAGUACACAGCUCUUAUUUUAAUCAUUAGACAGCGAAUGCUCACAUGGUCCAAUGGGCCCGGUCUGAGAGGAAAAACAAGCUCAGCAAGAUCAAGCGCUUCGCAGGAAAAGGUCAAAGUACAACGUGACUUACUUAAAUGGCAGAUGAGAAACUUGAGCGAAGUGACUGUGACAGGGGAAGGGACCACUAUCUGCUGCUAUACGCUGCAUGUUCAAACAAAGGCAGACACAGCCUCAGAAAAAAUCAUUUAAGGACUUAUGGUCCCGUACAAAUCAAAACAAGCCUUCAUCCAACAACAAACGGCAUUACAGAGUAAAGACGGAACCAAGUAAAAGUGUGUCAGGGUUAAGCAGAGAUCAAUAAAAUCCAGUUGCUGUAGCUGAUGUGUGUGUCGUCAGGCAGAGAUGGAGCGUUGCCUUCACAGGGGCUGUCUGAGUGUCUGCUCAUGCAGAAGUUGCCGGGAUACAGAGUGACCGGCCAGUGCAAAUAGUAACAUAGCACUAGAGUGUGUGGUUGGUCAAUUCCCACCCCCUCAUCUGACAAAUUGUUUCUUUGAUUCCAUGUUCUACCAGGCACAAAUGUAUUCUGUACCGAGCUUUAUAAAUGACCGAUCUUUAAAGGAGUCAGGAAUCAAGGCAAAUGUAUUAUCAAAAUAUGUCAGACAUGCAAGGAAUUUGACUUGGUGGUUGGCGCAUAACAGCAGGCAGUUAGACCAGUGCUUCUCAACUUGUCUGGCUCCGGGACCCACCUUUACCCCAUAUUGACGAGCCGCGACCUAAUUUGAUCGGUCAACGGGGGGGGUUCUAAUUGCCGCGCUGACUGAAAACAUGGACGGACGAGCCGGAAAAACACCGACACUCCGCUGCAUUAGAGAACGUCCCUUCAAAAUUAAAUCCCAGGAUGAAUUUUUUUGCAACGGGUCCGCGACCCACUAGUGGGUCGGGACCCACCAGUUGAGAAACACUGAGUUAGACAAUGCAAGACAACAUGACAACAUAGUGCAAUGUGUAAUGAUUGUCCCGGGCAUGUCUUCUUGUCGAGCCCUGAGGUAUAUUUUGAUUAGUAAUUACAACGUGUCAGGAGCAUGGCACCAUCACUGUGCUAGCUGCAAGGCUUAAGGUUUUAAGCAGUUUGGCUAACAAGGCCAACACUAGCUGUGUAAACAAUAGCCCACAACCAGAGUGUUAAAGCAUGUAUGACUUGAGCUUGUAUCCGAGAUCUAUACUGGGCUUUCUUCUCCUCCUCUUAUCGUUUUCGUCCCUUUGCACCAGAGAGUUAGGACCUUUUGAUUUCCGGCAGGAGGCUGAGGUCCAUCAGGACUAAGACCUCCCGCCACGCAAACAGUUUCUUCCCUUCGGCAGUCAGGCUCAUCAACAGAGCCCAGGCCCCCUCUGACUGACUCUGACUCCCAUGUUCAUUCAUCACUGUGUCACUUUCACUCGUCACUUUGUUUAGCUGGUGCACUUUAUCUUUAUUUUUAUUCCUAAUUUUAUCUUAUCUCCUCUAACUUACUAACCCAUAGCUUUAGUUUUUAGCGUACUAACCCAUAGCUUUUUCUUAUUAUACUUUUAUUUUAUUUUUAUCUUAUUUGCACUAUGUCGUCAUUAUUGUACUGUCUUCUGUCUGCACCUACCGCCAAGACAAUUUCCAUGUAUGUACAACAUAUUAUGGCAAUAAACGUUUCCUGAUUCCUGAUGCUUCUGAGUCUUGUGUCAACGGACUCGUUUCAAUUCAUGGUUCAAAAAGGCUUCUGCGUGAACACUAGGUGGACUAACGUUUUUUGUAGAAGACGACCUAGAGAGUGACGUCUUUGUGUGUGGAGUUCAUUGGUUUGUUUUUUCAUCAGAGACAUUUGCCACCUGCAUAGCCACUGCUGCUUUUCAUCGUGGACAUAUUUGUCCCGUAUUUCCCUCCACAACUUUGUGCACCCCUCGACCAGCGAACCGACAUUUGCAGAGAUCUCUCUCCAUGAAUUGGAGGCCAUCUGCACUUACAGUCCACCAAUGACGAGUUGUCAGUGGUCAUAUUUACGGACUUCUUCCGAAAACUCUUCAAACUGAUUCAUUCUCUCGUAAAAAAUCUAUGCGCACAUACUAUGGGUUAUACAGGAGUUCAUGUGUACUGUAAAGGAAACACUCAAGAGAGGACAUUAAAGAACCA